Messenger RNA from Podarcis lilfordi (Lilford's wall lizard), 20615 nucleotides. The record is from the annotation of a GenBank genome assembly. NCBI's taxonomy places the organism in Eukaryota, Metazoa, Chordata, Lepidosauria, Squamata, Lacertidae.
AUGCUAAAUGCUGAUUGUCUGGAUAUUUGCCAUGAGAUACAAGACAGGUAAGUGGAGAGUACCGCUGAAAUAUACUCGGAGUCAAGUGUGGAUUUCAUGCUCUUUAUUCAGCUCAUAGUAGUGAGGAAUGGAAGUUCCCCCAGAAUAUCUGCUUUUAUAUACAUUAUUUACACAAUGGGCCCCACGUGAUUGGCUAAUUCCGGGAUUCUCCUGUAGGCCAAUCAGGUUGCGGAUUCACUUCCACCUGGAGCUGGAUUGGGUGGCUCCUGCAGACCAAUCAUACUGCUGCAUUGUUCUAGGACCAAUCAGACUGCUGCAUUCUGAAUCCUAUUGUUCUAGGACCAAUCAAACUGCUGCAUUUUGGAUCCUAUUCAUCUCAGUACAUAACAACCGCCAUAAGAAUUGAAGAGAACACAAGGUGUGGCACACAUGACUUAAAAGAUAUACAGAAACUGUUACCAGAAAAUAAGGGUCUGCUUUUCGAUGGCCCAACUCCCCAAGUUCGCUACCAGUCAGAGAUUAAUGAGCUGAGGCAGAAAUCCAGUGAAAGCAAGGCUGAUUUUUAUUAUCUGUUGCAACAGAGCCCCCCUCGCCCCCACCGCCAUUGGCAGGAGGUGAAGAAGGACCUACAGCCAAGGAAAAAAACAACACUCUUUUAAAAGGUUUGCCUUUCCCUCUGGAGAAGGACAUCCCCUUUUGCAAACAUCAGAAAUGUGUCACACAUAAGGUGGGGUUAUAGUGGCUCAGGCAGGUCAAGGUGUGAUAUUCCUGAGGAUUUGCAGGACAAGGCAUCGGACUUCCCAUACACCAACCCAUAUAAAUAAGAGGCCAGUCAGACUGGGUUUUGGGUAAAAACAGGAUACAACCUUAUUGAAUACAGAUGAAAGACGUUUGAGAAGAUAUUGAAUUAUUUGGGUAGGUUUGAACAAUUUGGGGCAAUUAAAAUGUUAAAAGUUAAAUAAACCUUGUGGAUGGAGGAGUGCUAACGUACAUAAAAUUGUACAUAUGGUUGAUUUGAAUAUGUUAUUAUUGAUUAUGUAUACCCAAUGUAUCAGCCGCCUGGGGGGUUUCACUGUUUGUGUUUGGGUGUUGGUAAAAAAUUAAAAUUAAAAUAAUAAUAAUAAUAAAAACAGAUGAAAGAGGUUUGGCUUGGGCAUGGGGCAAUCGAAAUACUUCCGGCCCCGGGAGUGACGUGUGGUCAAUCAAACGGGGGUUCCUAAAACUUACAUCAAAUAGGGUGACCCCCACAGGGACCACUGUCUGGGGGAGUGCCUUCGGCCUUGGCCCCUCUGGGCACCCGGACAGGCCACUCCCCCUGGAUCCCUUUAACGGGAUACCCCAGAAUUUGGAGGGGCAGGCAGGGACUACAACCUCCCCUCCGUCCAAAACAAGAGAUUGCCCCAGUGCUCAACCAGUUGUGACAAAUUGCUAUGAGGUAGGCAAAACCACGGGUCAGUGCCAGUUAGCCUGGUGGGCAAAUUCCUACCUGGCCCAGUAAGAAUGGCGACCACCAUAGCCACAGCAAAGUCAUUGCCUAUCAGUGUAAACCGUGGGUGGGUGGGAUGGGGAGAAAACCCGGCGCAGGGACAGACAGGUCAUGCCCCAGGUGCGGGCUGCUUAAAUGGGCAGGGGCGGAUCCGAGGGAAGCCCACCAUUGGCUCCAUUGGCUCCGCCCACAUCCCAGCCUACAUGCCCCUUCACCAAUGCAGGGUGGAGGCUAAGAUCCAGCUCCCGAUAGGCGAUGGGGGCAUAUACCCCUCCGCGUAUCAGGAAGGGCACUGCCGUUUGAAUUCCAGCGUCGGGGCCCCAGUGAAACCUCUUCCAUCCAGCAACGCCACCGCACCAAGAGAGGUGAGCGGACUUAGCAAGUUUCACGUGGCUCCAGGACAGUUUUACACAAAGCAUUUGCAUUUGAUGAAGACAAUCGGGAUGCCCAUCUGAGCAAACAAUGGCAGAUUCAGGAACUUCUGCUGAUGGCUACCUGCCCACAUGAUCUCAGGCUAGGGGAAUCAUAGAGGCUUUCCCACAAUGCAAAGAGGCAAGAAUACAAUGUUCCACGGGGAAACUCAGGUCUUCCUUGUUUUCACAGGCUAGAGUGAAAGUAUCUGACAUAAGUAUGCAGUGGUACCAAACUUAAUCUGUUCCGGAAGUCUGUUCCAAAAUCAAAGCGUUCCAAAACCAAAGCGCGCUUUCCCAUAGAAAGUAAUGCAAAACAGAUUAAUCCAUUCCAGACUUUUAAAAACAACCCCUAAAACAGCAAUUUAACAUGAAUUUUACUAUCUAACAAGGCCAUUGAUCCAUAAAAUGAAAGCAAUAAUCAACGUACUGGACUAUAAAAUAAAUGAGACAGUAUUGUAGAUGAUAAAAAUUAAAAUUAUUAUUAUUUUCUUACCUGCACUGAAGAUAGUCAUUGUUUGGAUGGGGGGCUUUUAUCCAUUUCCACAGUCACACAAUCAAUCAAUCAAUCAAUCAAUCAAUUAGCUGAACUGGGAUCCACACAGUCACAAAAACAAAUUAACUGAAAAAGCCUCAAAACAAAAAACGCAAAAUAGGUAGCAAAAACAAAAGAACCAAAUAUAAGCUCCAAAUAUCACCUCAGAACACUGCAAUUGGAAAUGGAAGGCUUGAAUUACAAUGGGGGGAUGCAAAUGAGCAGCGCAACAGGAAACAAGGGGGGCGCAAAUGAGCAUAUACUUCUGGGAAUGAGACCCCUUCCACCCACCCACCCACCCACUCGUCUCCAGCCAGGAUGGGACCAUGUGAUGAGCAAAUGGGUAUCUGAGUCUCUGUGUCCCCUUGUCUCUUCUGCCCUGCAGCUGUCCCUUUGGCACCUGUGCUUCUGUCCCCCUCCCCAAGUUCUCAGUCCACCUUCUAACUGAUCCUCCUCUCCCCCCCCAUUUUUGGUCCCUCUCCCUCAGAGCAUUUCCUAUCUGAAGAAGGGUGAGUUUUACCAUCACCACACCAAAGGGACACAGCACAACGCCCUCCACUGUCCUGAGAAACCCUUAAUUCUGAUUUUAUUUUAUUCUUUGGUAGAUUUACAAAAAGAAAAACACACACCAAUAAAUACAUUGGGGCAAGACUGGACACUGAAUUUUAUUUUAAUUUUAUUUUAAAAAAUAAAGACUCCUUGCACUCUGUCCUUUUCCCCUGCCCCCCCCUACAAUAUAGGCUCUUAGUCGCCUUUUCUGCUCAGAAAUUCUGUCUCCCUUCUGCUCUUCAGAAAUACGCUAUCCAUGAGUUGCAGACGCAAGGUGUGCGCUUAUCUCUGCAUAUUUUCUGCCUAGCCUUUCCUAACAACACCCUUAGCAAGAAGCAGAGAUGUCAUGCAGACCUUCAUAGCAGCCAACUUAGAUAACACUUAUUUAUUUUGCCAAUUAAAAGACUGACUGGAAUCAGCUUGAGGGUGAUGACAUCUGGGUAAGAUAGGUGAGUUCCAAGGUAAAAAAACAGUUCCAUAGUUGGAACAUCCAAUUGAAAGUUAACUCGAAGGGCCCAUAGGCUGUUCAUAAGUUCAGAUAACCAAUCAUAUUAUUAGGAAGGUCUGUGCACAAGGUCAUCAUUUAUAGAGAAUGUUAUGAAGGUGCCUUGAAUGUUGUCUUCUAAGCCCAGCUUUUGGAGAAAUCCUCUGGACUACUGAAUAAAGUUUAAUUAUUUCCAUGUGCUGUCUGUCUUCUUUUGGCUCGAAGAACUGGUGAAACCAAGACGCUUCUUUGUAGGGUAACAGUGUUCCACUCCUCCUUUCUCCCCACCGGGGUCGUGUUAGUAUAUAGUUCCGUUCCACCUUAAAAGGAGCAGGCAUGACUGUUGUGUGUCACAUGCCUGUUUACUUCCAGCACAGGUCUCCUGGGAACUUCCGUUUUGUAUAUUGCUUUUGCAUUGCUGUUUUGCUAGACACGAAGGGAAGCAGACAUGUUUUUUCCUUUGUUCCUGAACUAUGCUGAAUAAAUGCUGUAAAUAUGCUUACACAUGACUCUGUCCGCCACUUCCGUUAUGGAGAUUUAUUCACUCUGCUAAUUAGCGUGCUCGGUAGCUUCAGAAGGCUACUGAGGCUUGAGUCACUGAUUGAUUGAUGCUGUUCCGUGACCUGGAGAUCACCCGGCUGCCGGCCGGUGGCUGGAGCCAGCUGGGGGCCUGCCUGAUGCCCCCGUCUCCCUGGCAGCAUCCCAACAGGGUGGCCCGGCCCUCUGCCUGCCCUUCAGAACCAGCAUGUUAUGCAGUGCUGGGCCUCAUUGGUGGCAGCCCCUCUCCUUCCCUGCCUGCUCUUCAGCCGCCACUAUGAGCUGCCCAAAGAGGAGGCUGGCAGUGGCAGCCAUGGAGAGGUCAUGGAGGGACAAUGGGCUAUUGCCUCGCCUCCACCGCUUGGGACAAGUGCUGGCUCAUCGUCUUCUCUGAGCUCAGUGGCGGCAGUACUAGCAGGGAAAAUAGGGACAUUCCAGGAUCAAACCAGAUGCCAGGAUGGCUUUUGUAAUUCCAGGACUGUCCCUGGAAAAUUGGGACACUUGGAGGGUAUGAAAUCUGAAUCACUUUGUAGGUUACAAAGCUCUAGUACUGCAGAGCUUAAAUACCAGAUGAGAAAUGAUGUAGCCCAUGGCUUCUUGGGCCUUGGUUUCUGCCCUUGUAUGUCUUAGUCCUCACCCAAAGUGUAGAAGGUGGUUCUUCAGUGGUAAGAGAAACAGGCCAUGUCAAUAUUAAUCUUAGUAGUGGCCUUCUUGGUAGUGGCACCCGCCCUGUGGAAAACUCUCCUAUCAUAUGUCAAGGAAAUAAGCAACUAUCUGACCUUUAGAAGACACCUGAAGGCAGCCCUGUUUAAGGAAGUUUUUAAUGUUUGAUGCUUUAUUGUAUUUUUAAUAUUUUGUUGGGAGCCGCUCAGAGUGGCUGGAGAAACCCAGCCGGAUGGGCGGGGUAUAAAUAAUAACUUGGCUCAGAGCUGUCCAGCAAAAGCCAGCUGCAGACAGGACAGAUUGGAUAGUGCCACUGUAGUCACCAAGAAGCCUUCCCAUUAUUCCUAAAAGUUUUGAAAGUAUUCCUCUUUUAACACACACACACACACACACACACACACACACACACACGUACAUAGCUUAAUGUAUGAAAAUAAAACCACACAGUGGCUGAUAGUAAUAGUGGCAUUCUAGGAAUAGUGCUUCAAAUUUCAUCUGAGUCGCAAACUCCCUCUAGGAGAUUCUGAAGGUGGGAGACAGCUAGGCUCACAGAGCCAGUGAAGGACCUUUCUUUAGCCACAAGGGUCUUGCCCCACUUGGUUUGACGUGGGAUGCCAAAGACUGCUGCCUCACAGGCCCAGCGCCAUCACAAUCUGCCUUACCUUUCAGCCACAGGUGUGCUUGUGAUGGUGAAUGGUGGCAGGGCAGGGCAGGCAGCCAAUCAGCAAGCGGCUUGUGUCACAGGGCUGCUGCUUGCACCAUCCUGGGAGGACAAAGGAAGCGAGUAUAAGGCCGUGGGAGGGAGGCGUAAGAAUCCAUGGGAAAUAUAGGGCAGAAAUAGCGUAGGGUUCAAGAGAAUCAGACUUGGAAGAAGAGCAAGGGAAAUCCUUGACAGAUAAUCUGGAAGGGAAUCCUAAAGUGAACCACAAGCAGAAGGUACAGUAGUUGCCUCGACACUACAGAAGAUUAUCCAAUGUUGGGAAGAUCUACUUAGGUAAUCCUUGAAUUUUUAACCUCAACCGCCCAUUAAUGGAGCUUAAACUGUUCCCUUUUCACAGUGAAUGUUUUUAUUUGAGAAUUUAAAAGAUAGUUUAAAACUGUUAGGCGACUGCUCCUUCUUUCCCACCUCCUCCAGAUAUUUCUGAGUUUCCUCCUAGCCUUUGCCUCCUUUGCAUAACGACAGACUUGCCUGACUUUGAUGCAGCUCCAGCCACGAAUCGCAGGUGCAACUGCCUGUUGCUUGGUGGCCGCCAAAUGCUGGUGGUUCCCGCUGCUUAUUGGGUCUAAGUUGGUGGCCAUUGCUGCCUCCUGUGGCGGGGAGUUCCACAGUCCUGCAUGAAGAAGGACUUCCUUUCGUUUCUCCCGAAUCUUCCAACACUCAGCUUCAUUGGAUGCCCGUUGGUUCUAGUGUUAGGGGAGAGGAAGAACUUUUCUCUGCCUACUAUCUACAUGCCGUGUGUAAUUUUUACAAACUUCUGAGUUUCCUCCUAAGAUUCCACCCCACCUCUUUGAAUCUCCCUCUUUGCUGGCCGAAUCCCCAGAAUUAGACGCUGCCUCAGCCACGAAUAACAGUGCAAUGGGCUGAUGCUUAGCUACCAGUGUUCUAGUGCUUCCUGCUACCUGUUGGGUCUUUGGUACCAUGACAAAAUUGGCAAAUGGGGAGAUGUUAGAGGCCUCAGAACGAGUCUGCCCCAGUGGCUUGAUGGAGGUAGAAACUGUCUCUCAUGCCUUGUUACUGCCGUUUCUACGGAGAUAUACACUCGGUAUUUAUUACCCCUGCUAUGCAAAGAUCUCCAGAUGAAUCCGAACUUCAAUGUCUAAAAUCCCGGGUAGAGGACAAGGAUCCUGAGAUCACGUUAAAAGGUAAAGGGACCCCUGACCAUUAGGUCCAGUUGUGACCAACUCUGGGGUUGCGGUGCUCAUCUCGCUUUAUUGGCUGAGGGAGCCAGCAUACAGCUUCCGGGUCAUGUGGCCAGCAUGACUAAGCCGCUUCUGGCGAACCAGAGCAGCACACGGAAACGCCGUUUACCUUCCCGCCGGUGCGGUACCUAUUUAUCUACUUGCACUUUGACGUGCUUUCGAACUGCUAGGUUGGCAGGAGCUGGGACCGAACAAUGGGAGCUCAGCCUGUCGCGGGGAUUCGAACUGCCAACCUUCUGAUCGGCAAGUCCUAGACUCUGUGGUUUAACCCGCAGCGCCACCCGCGUCAUCACGUUAAGAUCUCGUUAAGGGUAGUCAAAUUCUGUGCGUUUGCCAUAAAACUUAGGGAACAAGCCGUGCUAUCAUAAUGAUUAAGGCCUUAAAUGAUAAUUUUAGGUGAUAUGCUAGUGACUAAGUUUUAAUUUAUAUAUAUUUUUAACUGUUGCUAUAUCUGUAGUGUCCCUGUUAUACCUAAUUGCAAAUUCAAAUGUAUCCCUAUCGUGUUUUAUGACUUCCUUGAUAUUGUAUGUGGCCUGGAACUGGUCUGUGACCGAAAUAAUAAAUUCAGUUCAAUGUUAGAGGCCUGAUGGUGAACUUGUCCUUUGAGCCAUUGUCUUCAUGGGUGCUUCUUCUUGUCAUUUGAGCCAUGGCCCCCAAGCCGGCGGCGGCGGCGGCACCAACACCACCAGCAGCAGGAGCAGCGCCACCAGCAGGAGCAGCAGCGGCAGCAGCGGCAAAAGGGAAACCGGGUGCUGCUCCUCCGACGAAACCGAAACCACGCUGGCGAAUUCCUCUCAAGGUUGGAUGGAUAUUUCUCGGGAUUUUCGCCUUCAUCUGCUUUUGUGUCUUGGUCACCACGGCUUUCCUCUGUAAGUUCACUCAAAUCACCUCUUGACCAAUCUGCACUGCCUGCGUUCUUGUUGACUUUACCUUGUGCUGUAUAUUGGUGUGUGUGCUGGUCCCGGGGGGGUUACUGUGCGGCGUGGUCUAAGUCCAGUCCUAGGUCAAGGGUAAGGAGGCUGUCCGUCAGGGGCGAAGCAAGGUCCAAAGUGAGGAGUUGGGCGUGGUCAGGAACUCAGGAGAGCAGGUCAGGGUCUGGCAGGAACAGGUUACCAACGAUGUUGCUCCCGCAACCUGGGACUGGGCUGACUGGCCUUUAUCUCCUCUGAGGCCUAGGGCGGCCCUGGUCCACAGGUGACUCGCCUCUCCUGGCCUGGAGGAGAGCACUCCUCCUGCAGGAACUUAGUUCCCUCUGCCUCUCUGCCCUGAGCCUCUGCAGCUCCGGAGAGGCUGGAGGAUUACUGGACCCAGAGGCAACCUCACCUUCCCCUGAUGGGGCUGAGAGUGGAGCACCUGCACGCAAUGGGUCCUCCACCCCCUCAGGAGCCAGAGCAGACUCAGCUGAUGCCUGCUCCUGUGGAUCCAGCACAGGUAAGGACCCUUCAGGCUCAUGCCCCAGCCCUGGCUCAGCUGGUUCUGGAGGCGGGGACUCCUGUGCAGGCUGGGAUUCCUCAGGUUCAGCCUCUGAAUCCGAUUCCCAGGCCAUAACAAUGUGUUAGCAAAUGGGCGCCACACUUUCUUCCUGGCUGACGUUGCGCACGUCAGCGAUGCCCUCCGUAAACCGUGUGGCUGAUCAAGCACAUAUUGGUCCCUCCUCGUGUGGGGGAACUCUGCGUGACCAUGAGAUUCUAACAGUUCAGGCAUUGGUGACCAAGACUGGAUUGCUACAAUGCAAUCUAUCUGGGGCUUCCCUUGGGCCUGAUCCGGAAACUGCAGUGAGUUCGGAACACUGUAGCUGCUCUUGCCAAUAGGAGUGAGUCCUGUUGUCAUGCAACACCUCUGCUCAGAGAUUUGCAGUUUGCUGUGUUGAUACCAUGCCAGGUGCAGAGACGUAGCUAUAGGGGCGAGGGGCUAGGCAGGUUUUUUGCCUGGGGUGAAGCCUUCAGAUGGGUGCCAUUGAGGUUCCCAGACUCACUCUCUCUGUGUACUAAACUGGGUCUUUGAUCCAGGUGAAAGAAGCCUAGUUUCGCCCGCCACAUGCAAAGUUUUAGUUAUGGUAUGAAAAGCCCUUAACACCUUGGGAUGGGUUUACUGGUGGGAUAUGCGGCCUAGGACCCACGUACCUACGGGACGGCCUCUGCUGGUAUGCCCCACGGAGGACCUUAAGGUCCACAAAUGACAACACCUUGGGGGUCCCAAGUCGCAAGGUGGUUAGAUUGGUCUCAACUAGGGCCAGGGACUUUUCAGCACUGGCCCUGACGUGGUGGAACGCUCUGGCACAAGAGACUAGGGCCCUGUGGGACUUGACAUCUUUCCGCAGGGCCUGCAAGACAGAGCUGUUCCGCCUGGCCUUUGGUUUGGACAUGGUCUGACCCUUAUGUUUCCCUCCCCUUAUGGUUUUGAACUAUGGGCUACUAUUAAAAUGAGGCUGCAUUUUAAAUUGUAUUUUAACCCAUAUUUUAAAUUGUUUCUUUCCCCCUCCCCUAUUAUGUUAUUAUUGUGAUUUUACUGGUUUUAGCCGCCCUGAGCCAGGCUCUGGCGGGAGCGGGAGGCGGGAUAUAAAUAAAUAAAUUAUUAUUAUUAUUAUUAUUAUUAUUAUUAUUAUUAUUAUUAUCUUACCUGAUGUAUGCCAACUCUGCUGCUUUGAAUGGCAGAACUCACACUUCACAGGUGCUAAACUAGGGUUACCGGACAUCCCCGUUUCCCCAGGGACAGUCCUCUGAUUUGUGAAUAAGUCCCCAGACAAAUUCCAUCCCCAGAAUGUGCCCGGAUUUCAUCUAAUGUCCCCGGGAAACGCAGCAGCGGCAGUCUCAGCAGCCCGGAGCAGUUGGCUCUGGCUGGCUUCAGGAGCUGCUCGGAAGUCCCCAUCUGAUGGUGGUGCAGGGGCUCUAAGACGCAGCUUCCGGGCUGCCUCCCCCUUCCCUGACCCCAGCAACUAAGCUGGGAAGGGAGGCUUCAUGCUGCCUAUCAGAGCAGCCUCCCAACUCCUACUUGCAUGCAAGCAGGAGGGGGCAGGGAUCUCUCAGUUAGGCAAUGGGAAGCUUCCCUUCCCAUCUGAGAGGUCCCUGCCCCCUCCUGCUAAUACGCAAGUAGGAGUUGGGAUGGGGUUGCUCUGAAAGUCAGUGUGAAGCCUCCCUUCCCUCUGCCACUGCCAUCGCUGCAGCAUCAACAUCCCGAACGUGUAGCAUGUAUGUUUGCAUUUAUUUAUUUAUUUAAAAAGUCCCCGGAUUCAUUGAAAAAAAAUCUGGUAACCUUAUGCUAAACAAUACUCUUUCCACACUUGUAAGAAAUCAUUAUUUUAGUGUGGCAGCACCUGCACUUUGGAAUUCCCUGCCCAUUGGUAUCAGGCAAGCUCCUUCGCUGUAUUCUUUUUGCUGCCCACUUACAACAUUUUUGUUUAGGCAAACAUAGACGCUGAUGUGUCAUGAUUUCUUUUUGGCUUACUGCUGAUUUUAAUUAUUUUUUUAAAAAAGGUUUUAAUUUACUUGUUUUGAACUGUUUUCAUUGAUAGUCUUAACAUUUCUUGCAAACCACUAAAGUGUUUUGUUACAAUCACGUCGUAUAUAAAUUCUGUCUAUUUAUUUAAUUAAUUAAUUUAAAAAGGUCUGUUUAAAAGGAUUUUGGGUAAAGAUCCCUGUUUGAGACCUUUCUCCCUAUGUAAUAAUAAUAAUAAUAAUAAUAAUAAUAAUAAUAAUAAUGUACUAUUUAUAUCCCGCCCAUCUGGCUGGGUUUCCCCAGCCACCCUGGGCAGCUCCCAGCAGAAUAUUAAAAGCACAAUAAACAUCAAACAUUUAAAACUUCCCUAAACAGGGCUGUGUUCAGAUGUCUUCUAAAAGUCAGUUGUUUAUUUCCUAGACGGGAGGGCGUUCCACAGGGCAGGUGCCACCACCGAGAAGGCCCUCUGCCUGGUUCCCUGUAACCUCACUUAGGCAGUGCUGGGCAUAGUGAAGCAAACUCUGAAGAAGGUAUCUUCACAUGUUUAUGGGGACGUGUGCAUGCAGGGAGAUGGGGAAAGGUUAUUUAACAGCUUCACAUUAAAAUUACCUGUAUUUGUUUCAAUGACUUUAGUUUAUAAGAUGAAUAAAGAAAAGGAAAGCCCACUUGAUCAGCCAAUGGAUAAACUGAGGACCGCAAUGGCAACUGGGCUAAGAAAUAAUGAUCUCAUGACUGAAAAUCGUAAGUGGAAGCACAAUAAUCCUUUGUUUCUGGUUGUUUUAGAACACCCCCUGCCCCCCCCAAAGCCCCAACAGAAGAUAGAGAACAAGAGAGAACCUAUAUCUUGACCUGGCUGUGUGGGAAGUAUGCCACAAGACAUCCAGUACAAACUUAAAAGAAGCUUAGGAUCUCACCUUCCAUCAAUAGGAAAUAUGGAAGCCAUCUUUGGAAUGAGUACUGAAGAAAUGAACCUAUGCUGCCAAUUCUCGUAGUAAGACCAGUAUGAAGUAAGCAGCACAUAGGUGGCACACAAAACACUAACAAACCAUUCUACGUUCUAAAUCUUAUAUUAAUAAUCCAAAAAUUGAGAGAUUAAGGUACAAGAUCUACUACAGAAGCCACAAACAGAAAACUCAUUCAAAUUGUGUACAAAAGGAAGAUUCAAUCUUUAAAGUUCCUUAAGCCAGGCUUCUGUAGAUAUCAACAAAGGUAAGUUUGAUCAAACGAAGUGCCGGCGAUGUUGCGCUCAAGGGUUAGAUAUCAACGAGGAUAAGUUUGAUCAAACAAAGUGUCGGUGAUGUUACGCACGAGAGUUAGACAGGGUGCCGGCGUUUGUCACCUGUUUCGCCCAUGAAGAGUCUUGGGCUUCUUCAGUAAAUUCUCUCUCACGGUUUUGAUAUAUUUAUAGACAUUCAAGUCCAUAUGUUACAUUCCUUCUUGGCUUAAGCUACAAUAUUUAAUUUCUUUCUUCAGGAAAUUCUCCCUCAAGAUUUUGGUGUAUUUACAUACAUUGGCUUAGCAAAUGAAUAAAUGCUUAAGUCCAGAAAGAACUUAGCAUAUGAAGUUGAAUGUAUGUAAAUUCUCUCAAUUUUUGGAUUAUUAAUUUAAGAUGUAGAACGUAGAAUGGUUUGGUAGUGUUUGGUGUGCCACUUAUGUGCUGCUUACUUCAUACUGAUCUUUUGAAUGAGGGCUCACCCACACUUCCACUUGCCUCGCCAUUUCCCUCCAGGGGAAACUGGCUGUUUGCCACUGAAUCAGAGCAAAGAUCAAUCUGGUUUUCUCCAGAUUGAUGUUUGCACCCAUUUAGCACUAGAGUGGGUUUCCUGGGGGAAAGCGGUGGGCCAAAGGCAAAAUUGCUUGGACCCAAGCGGAAAAAACACUCAGAGCAGUCUUUUCUAGGCACGACUCACAUGGAUGUGUGGAUGAGCUCUACAUCUGUAUACCGGCUCCUUCCUUCUUGUGCUUUGGCUCUGCUUCAGGAUUCUAUUCCUUAGUGCUCAUUAUUGGUGGAUGCAGUGAACUAUCUUCUUUAGGAUAACCAUCUUUUCCUUCAGCUUUCUGUAUGUUGUGGAUGGAAACAGGGCAGAUGCAGAUUUAGUCCAGGUAGAGAAAUUGUAUCUGUAAUAUUUAGACAGCAAGGUGAAAUCAAUGAAAACUCUGUUCAUAUUUGGGGUUAGGAAUCACACUAUCAUAUUUUCUAGUCUUUGUCUAAUGAUCUUAAUAAGGAGUAAGGUGAAUAUCUAAAGUAUCAUCCUCUGACCCAUGAUUCUGAUUGGUCUAUGACUUCAGAACUUGAAGAACUUAUUUGUUCACCUUAAAAACCACCACCACCACCAAUUUUAUUAUUUGUACCUCGCCCAUCUGGCUAGGUUGACCCAUCCACUCUGGGGAUCCUUAUUUUGAUUUUGGAGGCUAUUUUGGGUUUUUGCUAAUGUUCUUUAAGCUAUCAGCUGUUUUAGCUUUGGGGGUUUUUUACACUUGAUUUGGUUGUUUUCUUGGGUGAGAUAGGAAGGUGGGAGACAGUUAUUUAAAUAAAUGGAAGUGUUGGGUGGGAGAAAAGAAACCCUCAUCUAAGUUUGGGGAUGCUUUCAGCCAUGAAGGUAGCUGAAGAAGUCACGAACCUGCCACAGCACAUAGCAGAUGCCGAAAACCUCUACAACGAGCGGAAAGUAAAGUACCGUAAGUGCCUUCAACCCUCAAUAUGGUGCCGUGGCACAUUUUGGGAAUAUAAAGGCAAGCAAACUUAGAUGAGCUGAAAUGUGAUACUGUGGGUUAUAUUGGAGAUAUUAACAGUGUGCAAUUUGAAGUGACUGGAUGCAUAAAAACUGACUCUUUUUUGCCCAGACCCAUUAGAUAUUAUUCAAAAACUUUACUUGAAGAACUUUCUUCAAAACAGAUCAAAAGCAUCAAAGAUACACCCACAUGUUGUUGUUUAGUCAUUUAGUCGUGUCCGACUCUUCGUGACCCCAUGGACCAGAGCAUGCCAGGCACUCCUGUCUUCUACCGCCUCCUGCAGUUUGAUCAGACUCAUGUUUGUGGCUUCGAGAACACUGUCCAACCAUCUCAUCCUCUGUCAUCCCCUUCUCCUUGUGCCCUCCAUCUUUCCCAGCAUCAGGGUCUUUUCCAGGGAGUCUUCUCUUCUCACGAGGUGGCCAAAGUAUUGGAGCCUCAGCUUCAGGAUCUGUCCUUCCAGUGAGCACUCAGGGCUGAUUUCCUUCAGAAUGGAUACGUUUGAUCUUCUUGCAGUCCAUGGGACUCUCAAGAGUCUCCUCCAGCACCAGAAUUCAAAAGCAUCAAUUCUUCGGCGAUCAGCCUUCUUUAUGGUCCAGCUCUCACUUCCAUACAUCACUACUGGGAAAACCAUGGCUUUAACUAUGCGGACCUUUGUUGGUAAGGUGAUGCCUCUGCUUUUUAAAAUGCUGUCUAGGUUUGCCAUCGCCUUUCUCCCAAGGAGCAGGUGUCUUUUAAUUUCGUGACUGCUGUCACCAUCUGCAGUGAUCAUGGAGCCCAGGAAAGUAAAAUCUCUCACUGCCUCCAUUACUUCCCCUUCUAUUUGCCAGGAGGUGAUGGGACCAGUGGCCAUGAUCUUCGUUUUUUUUGAUGUUGAGCUUCAGACCAUAUUUUGCGCUCUCCUCUUUCACCCUCAAUAAAAGGUUCUUUAAUUCCUCCUCACUUUCUGCCAUCAAGGUUGUGUCAUCUGCAUAUCUGAAGUUGUUUAUAUUUCUUCCAGCAAUCUUAAUUCCGGCUAGGGAUUCAUCCAGCCCAGCCUUUCGCAUGAUGAAUUCUGCAUAUAAGUUAAAUAAGCAGGGGGACAAUAUACAGGCUUGCCAUACUCCUUUCCCAAUUUUGAACCAAUCAGUUGUUCCAUAUCCAGUUCUAACUGUAGCUUCUUGUCCCACAUAGAGAUUUCUUAGGAGACAGAUGAGGUGAUCAGGCACUCCCAUUUCUUUAAGAACUUGCCAUAGUUUGCUGUGGUCGACACAGUCAAAGGCUUUUGCAUAGACAAUGAAGCAGAAGUAGAUGUCUUUCUGGAACUCUCUAGCUUUCUCCAUAACCCAGCGCAUGUUUGCAAUUUGGUCUCUGGUUCCUCUGCCUCUUCUAAAUCCAGCUUGCACUUCUGGGAGUUCUCGGUCCACAUACUGCUUAAGCCUGCCUUGUAGAAUUUUAAGCAUAACCUUGCUAGCGUGUGAAAUGAGUGCAAUUGUGCGGUAGUUGGAGCAUUCUUUGGCACUGCCCUUCUUUGGGAUUGGGAUGUAGACUGAUCUUCUCCAAUCCUCUGGCCACUGCUGAGUUUUCCAAAUUUGCUGGCAUAUUGAGUGUAGCACCUUAACAGCAUCAUCUUUUAAAAUUUUAAAUAGUUCAGCUGGAAUAUCAUCACUUCCACUGGCCUUGUUAUUAGCAAUGCUUUCUAAGGCCCAUUUGACUUCACUCUCCAGGAUGUCUGGCUCAAGGUCAACAACCACACUACCUGGGGUAUAUACACCCACAUAAUUCAAUACAAUAUCUUGUGCUGUGCAGCACAGACCAAGCAUCUUAGAAAUAAAAUAUAAUUCCAAACAGAACUGUUUUUAAAAAGCUCUCUCUCCUUACGGCCUCCAUUUUGCCUGGAGUUGUUUUCCUGCAGAGACAUUUAAACCUCCUUACUUCCUCAGAGAUUUGGAAAUGAAGACUAAAGGCAACUCCCUUUCAAAAUGGAGAUUUUCAGCCAAAUACCUUUGUCACCUGAUCUAUGGUUAAACACUCACGUGUUAGCUAGCAGAAAACAACAGUGCUUAACAUCUUGAAGCUGUUGGGCAAGGUCUUUAGGGGAUUAGGGUCAUGGUGUUACCAGUGUGCUGAUGAUACCCAGCUCUAUUCAUCCUUGUCAUCUGAGUCAGCUGGAGCAGUGCAUGUGCUUGAUUAGUGUUUGGAGACAGUGAUGGGCUAGAUGGAUAGCGACCAGUAAAUGGAGGCUGAAUUUUGGCAAGAUGAAGGUGCUAUGGAAUGAUAGUUCCUCAAUCUGGGAAUUGAGUAGGCAGCCUGUUCUGAAAGUAUGCCCCUCCACCCCUGGGAAGGAUUAGGUCUGUAGUCUUGGGAUGCUAUUAGAAUCCAGCUUGUUACCAGAAGCUCGGAUGUCUUCAGUUGUGUGGAGCCUGGUUGUUCCAGGAUGGCGAUGGUUCACCCUCUAGUAACCUCCAGGACAGACUUUUUCAAUGUGUUCUAUGUGGGGCUGUCCCAUAGCUGUCAACCGUUCCUUAUUUGGCGGGAAACUCCCUUAUCCCAGGGCCGUGUCCCUUAUUGAUGAUGUCCCUUAAAUUUCCUGGGUUUCAAAGGAAGCAACUCCUCUUCCGCCCUCCCUGCCAGCCAGGGAGGAGGGAGGUUCCAACUGUGUUGCUUGGCUGUGUUGCUCACCCAAUAAGGAGUCUAAGAACGACUGGGGGGUGGAGCUUGCAUGCUUUGUGCCGAUCAAAUCAGCCGCAUUGCCUGGGGACUCGCCUUUGCUCAGCGCUUCCCAGCGGAGAAGUGACUGUGGUUAUCCUUGCUGCAUCCCCUUUGCCGGGUUGCUGCGCUGUGGGAACCACCCAUUGAGGCUUCGUUUGGCUGCCGGCUGGGCUUUCUGCCUUUGGCUCGGAGGGGCUCAGAAGUUGAACAUACCUGUGCCAGGAAAAUCCCUUAUUUUGGCUGCUGAUCCCUUAUUUUCGAGGCUGCUGGUCCCUUAUUUUCAAAUCUGUAAGUUGACAGCUAUGGGCUAUCCUUCAAGGUGGUUCAAAGGUUACAGCUAGUCUCACAUGCAGCCACCAAAGAUCAUAUAGCUCAAGCAGCCAGGGCAACUCUUUUAGAGUCUAUUUAAUAUUCAAGGUUUUGGUUUAUCAUAGAAUCAUAGAGUUGGAAGAGACCACAAGGGCCAUCGAGUCCAACCCCCUGCCAAGCAGGAAACACCAUCAGAGCACUCCUGACAUAUGGUUGUCAAGCCUCUGCUUAAAGACCUCCAAAGAAGGAGACUCCACCACACUCCUUGGCAGCAAAUUCCACUGUCGAACAGCUCUUACUGUCAGGAAGUUCUUCCUAAUGUUUAGGUGGAAUCUUCUUUCUUGUAGUUUGGAUCCAUUGCUCCGUGUCCGCUUCUCCGGAGCAGCAGAAAACAACCUUUCUCCCUCCUCUAUGUGACAUCCUUUUAUAUAUUUGAACAUGGCUAUCAUAUCACCCCUUAACCUCCUCAUCUCCAGGCUAAACAUGCCCAGCUCCCUUAGCUGUUCCUCAUAAGGCAUCGUUUCCAGGCCUUUGACCAUUUUGGUUGCCCUCCUCUGGACACGUUCCAGUUUGUCAGUGUCCUUCUUGAACUGUGGUGCCCAGAACUGGACACAGUACUCCAGGUGAGGUCUGACCAGAGCAGAAUACAGUGGCACUAUUACUUCCCUUGAUCUAGAUGCUAUACUCCUAUUGAUGCAGCCCAAAAUUGCAUUGGCUUUUUUAGCUGCCGCGUCACACUGUUGGCUCAUGUCAAGUUUGUGGUCAACCAAGACUCCUAGAUCCUUUUCCCGUGUACUGCUCUCAAGUCAGGUGUCCCCCAUCUUGUAUUUGUGCCUCUCAUUUUUUUGCCCAAGUGCAAUACUUUACAUUUCUCCCUGUUAAAAUUCAUCUUGUUUGUUUUGGCCCAGUUCUCUAAUCUGUCAAGGUCGUUUUGAAGUGUGAUCCUGUCCUCUGGGGUGUUAGCCACCCCUCCCAGUUUGGUGUCAUCUGCAAAUUUCUCUAAAUUCUGCAAAUAAAUUCUCUAAACCAGUAGCAGGGAACCCACUGGCCUAUUUAUUUCAACAAUGUGUAUACUGCUUAGACUCAUAGAACUGUAGUGUUGGAAGGGAUCCCAAGGAAUCUCAACUAAAGCAUCCACUGUAGUCUCUAAGCAGGCUACAGAAAGGUUAUAAUAUUGAUACGACAGAGGUAAAAAUAGUUAAAAUUAACCCUAAAAUCAGUAAGAUGCCUGCUGAAAUAAAAAAGGUCUUCAUUGAUAAGGGCUGAUAUGGGUCCCAAGGAGGUCAUUCUCCACAAACAACUUCCACCUGCCUCACAGCUGAUGUCAUACACGACACCAGAAACUUAAAGUGAGCUCCCGGUUGUUCCUUUAAAGGAAAGGUUCCUGGUCAGUGCCAAGCAGCUGAAAUUGGGAGUGUGCCUUCUCUGAAAACAGCGUGAUGAUAGACAUGGGAUUCUAGAAGCUUCUAGUAAGCUGGCCGUGGUUUUCAGUAAUCUGAACUGGGUCAGGUUGUUGCAAUCAAAUAUUGCCCUGUCUUGUGGAUAUACCAAAAAUCACAUGAGUCAGUGGGUGGAGAAGGAGUUGUAUUUGUAUUUUAUUUCUGUGCAGAAAGGACCAGCAGGGAUGUUUCCCCAAAUUAACUGGCCCCAGACAAAGCGUUCCAAACAGUUUUAUACAUUUGGAACAAAUUCCAUACAUUCCAUUAAGUUUAAAUUUCCUAUCCAAUAGUUUCCCUCACCCCAGCUGUCUCCCUAUGAGCAGUCCAAAUUACAAACAGUGUGAGCAUGCGUGCUGACUACCAUUUUAAACAAAGGAGCUUCCGCAUGGUCUGCUAGAUUUCGCAGGAUUAGAUUUCACCUCAGUACAGUGGACGUUCGGGUUGCGAACGUGAUCCGUGUGGGAGGCACAUUGCCGCGUUGCAAUUUGGUGCUCCUGCACAUGCGCAAAGAGCAAUUUAAUGCUUCUGCGCAUGCGCAACUGCCAAAACCUGGAAGUAACCUGUUCCGGUACUUCCAGGUUUCGGCGGGUCCGUAACCCAAAAAAACGCAACCUGAAGAGUCUGUAAUGAAGAGUCUGUAAAGGAGGGGGUUCUUCAGGAAUUCCCCAACACAAGAGCUCUAGGGAAUGUGUUUCCACCAGUCUUUAAACUCUUUCUGGGAUAGUCUUCUAAUGCUGAGGAUUCUGAAUCAAUAUCCUGGGUCAUGACCAUCAUCAGCCUCAUAGACAAUGAUUAUAAGUGCCUCUCAAGUUUGCUCAAAAUCUUCCCACCUGAACCUUUCCAAUGAAAACACUUUGAGACAAUGUUUAUUGUCUUGGGGGUCAUUUCCUUCCUCCUAAAAGCUCAAAGCAUGUGUUGGGUCAACCGACUGAGUCCAUUCCCCAAGCAAAACGUUUUGAGGUAAGCCAGGCUGAGAGGAUGACUCUUCCCCAAAUCCCAGAACUGCCCUUAGUCUACAUGCAACACAGUGCCGGGUAUGUUAAAGUCUUUGCAUUAAUUCCUCCUAGAAAACCUCUUCAAGAAAGGUGCAAAGUCUUCUGGUGGCUGGAAGCUUUUUGGGAAGAAUCUCUACUACGUUUCAAAAGGGAAAAAGACCUGGUAUGAUGCCGAGAACUUCUGCAUGUCCAGAGAUGCCCAUUUGGCCUCCAUCCUGACUGAUGAAGAACAGGUUAUAUAAUAAUAAUAAUAAUAAUAAUAAUAAUAAUAAUAAUAAUAAUGUUUAUUCCCCUGCCACUCUGGGCUCCCAACAGAAUAUUAAAAACAACGAAAUAUCAAACAUUAAAAACUUCCCUUAACAGGGCUGCUUUCAGAUGUCUUCUAUAAGUGAGAUAGUUGUUUAUUUCCUUGACAUCUGAUGGGAGGUCAUUCCACAGGGUGGGCACCACUACCAAGAAGGCCCUCUGCCUGGUUCCCUGUAGCUUCACUUCUCACAGGGAGGGAACCGCCAGAAGAUUCUCAGAGGCGGACCUCAGUGCCCAGACUGAAUGAUGGGGGUGGAGAUGCUCCUUCAGGGAUACUGUUAUACCUCAUGUAUACUGAACAAUAUAUACAUUGUUCUUCUUUCUCUCUUGCUAUUUGGGGUUUAUUAGCAUCUUCUCCAAUGCCUGUAUUUUUCUGACUGUCUUUCAACUGUCACAUGCAAAUACUUCAUGACCUCUUGCAAAUACUGCUGUACCUUCUUCCUCUCCACACACCACAAACCCUGGUCUGCCAGAGAUCCUGUCCUGAAAUGUGUCACCACAAAAGAGUGUGACUUUGAGCACGAUCCCAUUUGCACAGGAAGUGAUGGUGAAUCUCAGCAGGUGAUGGUGGGGCGUCAUUGCUUGGGCACCCUAGAACAGGAGUCAGCAAACUUUCUUCAGGGGGCUGAUCCACUGUCCCUCAGACCUUGGGGGGGGGGCGGACUAUAUUUUGAAAAAAAAUAAUGAACAAAUUCCUAUGCCCCACAAAUAACCCAGAGAUGCAUUUUAAAUAAAAGGACACAUUCUACUCAUGUAAAAACACCAGUCAGGCCCCACAAAUAACUCAAAGAUGCAUUUUAAAUAAAAGGACACUUUCUACUCAUGUAAAAACACGCUGAUUCCUGGACCGUCUGUGGGCCGGAUUUAGAAGGCGAUUGGGCCGGAUCCGGCCCCUGGGCCUUAGUUUGCCUACCUAUGCCCUAGAACAUUCCCCCUAAUUUUUUGGCAAUUCCGAGAUUUGGUGAUGGAUGUGCAAGUGGUGUGAAUUGUUCAUGCAGGUCAUGGAGCCCAUUUAAUUGCUUAGCACAUAACGUGGGUUUACUUGUCAAGGAUUAUGAACUUUGAAAAAGACAUCAUGGAGCAAAGGACAUAUGGAAGCCCAGGAAUGCUUGUAUCUCUUUAUUGCCAUGAUGCUGAAUUCCAGUCCCCUCUUUCUGCAGACCUACAUCACUUCUCAACUCACCACUCCUGCCUGGAUUGGCCUUACAGAUGAAAGUGAGGAAGGCAACUGGGAGUGGACAGAUGGCUCCAGAUUAAUAACACAGUGAGUCUACAGAAACAUACCCCAGGAGGUGAUGCUUCUGCAUGUCUGAGAUGACUGCACCAUUUCUUGCCAACCCUGUAGCAGAACUUAGGGUCCCCUUCAUUUGGGGUACCGGUCCUAAGUACUCAGGCCCCAGCAAGAGAGAACUUACCUUUAGAAUUUGCUGUAGGACCUCAUUGACACAAAAGAGAGUGUUCCUUGCUGGGGAGGGUUGAGGAUGGGAGAUCUGAGCAUUACCUCCCUAGGACCACCAUUUUACUGUCUCCUUCAAAGUCUACAUGGCUCCUCCACAGGGAGUGGACAUAACGCAGAGAUCAGGUGUAGAGGAAAUGUACACUUGCCUGCCAUAAUAUGGGCAUAGACAGGAUUUAUGUUGGGGGUGUCUGUCACGCACCUGUGCCGUUCCAGAACUGAGCUACCUCCAAUGUGAUUGGUCAGUUUGUGGAAGCCACGCCUAUCACUCAGUUGGGUUGCCAGUUGCAAUGCUUUGGCUAAACUUCGUGGGGGUGGUGGUGGAAUAAAAACCAAAAACAUGGACAUUUUGCAAAUUUUAAAAAACCCACCCGGACAAAACAAUUAACCAUAAAAAAGAGGAUGUGUCCAGGAAAAUCUGGACAUAUAGCAACCCUAGCUUUGUUAGGCUCAGCCUCUUUUUUCCGAUUUUCCUAUAUAAUACAAGUCCUCCUGCACCCCCAGGUACUGGUCUGCUGGCAAUCCAAACAGCUGGGAGAACUAUGGAGACUCAGAGGAAGAUUGUGCUUCCAUUAUUCCUUCAUCUAGAGAAAAAAAUUGGAGCGAGUGUAACUGCCAUGAACUUCACAGUUGGGUUUGUAAGGAGAGCCUAGAUACGGGAGAAUUGUAA